UAGCGCCCAGCGACGACACCAACAGUCGGUUGGUUGGCUGGCUAAAAUAUCGAGAUAUUACAAUUUGCCAUUGGCGCCAUUGCAUUUUGCGGGAACUUUAUGGGCCGUGCUAAUGGCAACAAUGACAAGUUUGUGAUGGCCGUUGCCAGCUUACGCGAGAGAGAGAAACGCGUUUACUAUCGGGUACACAUUAUUAUCUUUCCACGAGUUACAAGUUGAGUGCAUAAGCUUGGUGUUUCGGGAUCGGAACGUAACCCAAUCGGAAGUCUAGACGCGAGUGUGAAGUCGCAACUCAAGUCAGCAUCCUUCAGCCCCAGGAAGACGUUGAUCGGAUCAUUGUGAAGUCGAACGGCUGCGUUUCGUCUGCACUGGAACAGCAAAGACAGCUUGGCUACAUUUCCCCUAUGUGCCAAGAUUCCAAUCCACAAUGAGAUGCUUGUGAGUUCUGUGUUUCGACUACUUACAUGUACAAUGCCAGCCAAUUACUUUUGGCUUCUUGAUCUGGGAUAGCUUGUAGAAACAUCGAUGGUUUUUAGUAAUGCUAUGUUGUAAAUUAUCAAGCACCAUGGACUAAGCAAGUAAUACUUGGAAUUUAACUAAUGAGCAAAAAUGAAGCAUCGCAACUGUGUACUUUUUGAAUGAUUUUUGUUCACCAUCAAUAUUAUUUAUAAAUGGGUGAAGUUUAUAAGCAAAUGCACUUGAACGAUAAAUCAGAGCAUAAACAUUACUCGAUAGUUUACCUGUUCUUCAAUGGAUAAUGUAGUUCAGAGAAGAUGUUGAACAAGUUUGUGCAGCUGAUGUGGAAGUGUUGGUGAAAUAAGAAAAUUUCACCAGAGUCUGUGCACAAGUGAUCUGACAAGGGAAUGCUUGUUAAAAUACAUUCGCCAGUGGAAGAAUCAACAGAAACUACAUGCAUGUCAGGAACAGGCAAUCUUGGACGUAAACGCGUUGAGUGGCGUCGAAACGCCAACAUUGAAAUUCAUCAGUAUCUGAGGAACAUUACCUUUCGAGAUAUAUAUACUUUGAAAAGUUGAAAGAUUAAAUAAGGGAACUAUUAGGUAGCUAAACGCUACCCAGAGUUUCGAGGUGCUGCGUGGGCAUGCAGCAGCCUCAGUCACGCCCUCUCCUUGGGGACUCUGUAUCCUCUACAACAUCCCCAACCACACAUCGCAGCAACAACCCUGUUGCAGUUCUUACACAACAACAACUGCAUCAGUUGCAACAGCUUCAAACUCAAAAUUCAGGACCUCAAUCUGUAACGUUUACUCUGCAGCAAUCAUCUGGUGGUAAUCAAGAGCAGACAAAUGGCUCUACAACAGGAAAUCACAUACUCUACGUGAACCAACUGAAUCAAUUAAAUCAAGGUCCCAUUAAUUCAUCUGGGACUGGUAUGGGCCUACCCCCGGCCACCCCCACUUUUGGGGUUGGCCUUAAUAUGGGAUUGCCAUUAUCAUUAUUAAAUACCAGUCUCACAUCUUUAACUUCAAAUGCCAUAACGACGUCAAACCCUUUACUCAAUUUAAGCCUUCCUGGCAUAAACUCGGGCCUAACUGCAAUAAACCCUAGUAUAAAUCAAUUAAGUGCUCUUGGCACAAAUUUAAAUUCCAAUUUGCCAUCAGACAGUAUUAAUAAUGGACUGUCAAAUCUUGGACAAGAUCUAACUGGCAUGAGUUCAGGCAUUAAUAGACUAGGUACAUUAAAUUCGACCAGUAUUAAUUCUGGACUCUCUAAUAUCAGUGCAGGACUUGGCAGUGUCAAUCCAAAUUUAACGAGCUUAAGUACAACCACAAUAAAUCAAAAUCUUGCCACUAUCAAUCCAAAUCUAAAUACACCAAACUCUGUUUCAUCUACUUUGAACUCUACAAAUUUAUCUACAAAUAUAAAUUCAACUUUGACUCAACAAAGUGUGAAUAGGCCCUUGAAUACUAUUUCCAAUUUUAACUCUUCAAAUAGUAAUGCACAAUUUCCUUUUCAAGCUAUUCAAAGCAUACAAAGUAUUGCCCCUCAUAUUGUUGGUUCAAGUAUUGCAAACGUUGUGAGUUCUGCCAUUUCACAGAGCCAAAGCAAUAUAACUUCAACUGUACAGUCCAGCAACACUGGAUCUUUACCAAGCGUUAGUAGUAUUUAUACUAACACCAGCAGUGGACCAAUUCUUGCCACAACUACCAACACUGCUCAUGGAUCAAAUACUAAUCAACAAAUAAAUGUCGCUCAGUUUGGCAUUAUGAGUUCUAAUAUGCCUAACAUCAUAACGUCGCACGUCAGUACAAAUGAUUCCAAUCCAAAUGCUCCUAUUAAUACUGGAUAUCGACAAUUUCCAAAUCAGAACAUUAAUCAAUCGACUAGUGGCCUGACCAAUCAACCCUCAAAUUCAAUUAUUUCUAGUAUAAAAACAAUGCAGGGUAUUCAAAAUCAAGCCAGCACUUCACCCAGUAGUCCAUUUUCUAUACCAAUGAAAAGCCCAGCAUCUAAUAUUGCUCCACCAACUCCAAGUCCAAGUCCAAAUAGACUGUUGCUUCGGAGUCCUGCAUCUAACUCUGUUCAAUCUAGAAAUAGUCCCAGUCCAGUAUCUACUGCAACAUCUAAUGCCAAUUUUGGCAUGCAGUUGCAGAGCCCCAUGCAAAGUCCCAUUAGUGUUGGUCAAAUACAGAGUCCAGUACCCAGUCCUUAUCCUCCUGCUAAAAGCCCUCAUCAUUUAGGUGCUGGUUCAAAUUUGAGUAAUAAGAGUCCUGCACCAGGAGGUAGUCCAGGACCACCAGUUGUGAGACCCAACACUCCAAUUUUACAACAAGGAAUGCAAGUUUUGCAAAUUAUUCAUGGCACUCCUCAAGGAUACCAGCAAGCUCCUCAACUAGUUACAAGAACUCAUCUUUUUGGUAAUCAACAAAUACAAAUCGCAUCUUCAGCGAAACCAAGUAAACAGCCACCACAAAUAUUACCAAAACCUCCAUUGCAACAAACAAAUGUGGGUCAACAGAAACAACGAGUUACAACUUCUAUAACCAAUCAGGUAACUCAGCAAUCACAACCUCAGCUGGUUUUAGCUGGUCCACAACCAAAUACACAAACAGCUACCAUGAUUCCAACAGCUUCGGGUCUUCUACUAAAUCAGGUUUUGCCAUCAACUGGACCAGUUAUAGUGCAGCAGCAGCCUGGUGGGGUUCAACUGAUUCUCAGAGCUCCAACAAAUGCUCAACAGCAAACACAUACCGCACAGCUAACGCAACAACAACUAGUGAGGGUUGUCACAGCACAGGGAGUUCAACUACAAGGUCUUGCACCAACUUUUUUUGCUGUUCCCAAUGGUUUUUCAUCUCCAGCACCUCCUGUUAUUAGGCAUACACCUUCUAGUCCAGUUCCAACCAACUCAAGCAACAACGGUUCAAUAGUGAUUCAAAAUACAAUGGUACAAAAUUCACAACCACAAAUCACACAACCUACUGCUGCCAUUAAUACAACUGGAAAUGUUCAAAAUUCACAAACUCUUAUUGAUCAGAGUUUGUUACCUCCUCCAAAGAAAAAAGCGAAGAAAAAGAAAAAAGCGAAGAAAAAGGAAGAAGAAGCACCUAAGCUUGAUCUUGCUAGCAUAAUGAAAAUAUCAGGCAUUGGUGACGAUGAUGACAUUUUUGACACUGAACUUACAUCAGAAAGUGAAGCUCCUCCAAGUUCUCAAAUAGAUAUGAAUCCAGUGCCAAAUCCUCCAGUCAUUACUAUGCCUAAUACCUCAACUCAACAAAAUGUUAUGCAAAUACCUGUUUCAAGUACUCCCACAAAUGUACUUUCAACCACAUCUUGUCAACCGAAAACAGAACAGUUGAAUUAUAACCAUUUGGUAAAACAGCUUCAAAUACCUGUACAAAGUACUAUUUCCGGAGAACUGCGAUUGGCCGUUGAUGAAGAAGGACGUAUAGUUUUGCAUCAUUCACCUGAAGUGAAUCAAUCAGAAAUUAGUCACGCUCUGAUGAGAACUCUGACGCAAGGUGGUAGUCAAAACUCUCAAAUAAUUUCUCAACUGUUGCAAGCCCAGUCAGCAGUAGUGCAGCAAACAUCGCCAAACACUACUAACAAUAAACAAAAGUUUUCAAAAUCACCAGUUCCAAGCACAUUAUCGACCGCAGGACCACCUCUUUCAAGUUCGACAAAUACACAGGGAACGACAACAAUAAUUACUCCCCAGCAAGUACAUGUCAAUUCUUCAGGUUCCAGUAAUCUGCAGAAUUUCAAUGUUUCUGGCAUAACACAAAAUACUCAAGCGGUAUUACCACCGGUAUCUCCAAGUUUACCCUCUAAUGUUAACAUCUCGGCACAAAACGUGGGUACUUCAACGAAAAAUGUUGUUACUAAAAAAGUUUUCGACGCCAAAAAACAAACAAUGGUUGAUAUCAAAACUACGACCUGUCAAAAAACUACUGUGCAACCAUCUCGAUCACCAGGGUCAAAUCAGAUAAGAACUAUUAAUUCUGUUCAAACAUCGAAAGUUCGGAAUAGUUCUGUUAAUAUAAAUCAACCGCAAAAUCUUGAUAAGCAAAUUGUUGUUCGGUCAAUAAAGCCCGUAGCAAGCUGCGCGCCAGUUCAACGUAACGUUCAAUUAAUUAAAAACAACCAAAAUCAGCUCCAACAAAUAAGUAUCCAAGAAGAUGGCACAAUUGUCCCACAAAAUACAACUGUUUAUCAAAACAUCAGUCAGUCUCAAAAUGUACAGCAUAUGUUUGAGCAGAGUUUGCAACCAAAUGUUGACUCUACUCAUUUACAACAGGGAACCAUGGAUGGCAUCAAAAUUGAAUCUAUGGUUAGUAAUGCCCAACAACCUCAACAGCAUACUAUUAACUUUGUUCAACAAAAUAUUGGCAGUAAUAUCCCAUCAUUAGAACAUAAUUUGCAAUUUCAAAACGAUUUACUACUUUCUCAACAGCAACAGUUACAAGGAAAUCUAAAUAAUGCCAGACAACAAAAAGGAAAAACUAUUAAUACAAGUUCAGCCAAUAAUCAAACAUAUGAACUACAAAAUCUUCAAACAAACAUUGUUAUUUCAAAUUCACCGUGCCCGUCACAACAACAACAACAACAGCUGCAGCAGCAGCAACAACAACAGCAACAAUUACAGCAACAGCAGCAGCAGCAACAGGAACAGACAAAAGUCGAGGCCGACAACUUGUGCCAUAUAAAUUCUUCUGCAGCUGCAAUUUUGAAUAGUGCACCAAAAAUAACUCCUGAAAUAAUGAAUGCUUUGAGCAAUUUAAAUCCAAAUGAUCAAUUGUUGAUUGCGAAUGCCAAUGGACAAAUGCAAGUAAUUAGCCAACAGCUACUGCAACAGCUGCUAUCAGGUCAGAUAAAUGCUCAAGCUCAAGCUCAGGCACAAGCCCAAGCUCAGGCUCAGGCACAAGCUCAAGCUGUACAAGCGCAAGUGCAAGCACAUGCUCAGGCCCAGGCACAGGCUCAGGCUCAGGCACAGGCACAGGCACAGGCACAGGCACAGGCUCAGGCUCAGGCACAAGCACAACAACAAAAUCAAACUCAAAAAAUUGUGAUUGGUGAUCCAGAUUCUAGUAAUUCAAAUUUGCAAGAAGUUCAGAUUAACACUCCGACUAGCCAGAUAAUAGUGAAUAGUUCCGGUGGUGCGCCAACAAUUCAAAAUAAUAUUCAAAAUAUUGUAGUUCAAGCCGCCCCGUCUCAAAUGCCACAGCAAAUUCAAAUUCAAAAUUCAGGAUUCCCAAGCCAAUUUAUUGAUAAUUUAAAUCAACAGCAAAUUCGAAAUCUUGCAAACAGUACAGCUAUAAACCAAACUGGAAAUCAGAGUGUUAACCAAAGUUGUGCUCCUAAAAAGGCCAAGAUAGUGAAACGAACAAAAAUAGUGACUGUGACGCAACAGCAAACGGGAAAAAAUGUUAAUGUUUCUCGUUCUAUGAUUGUUAGUAGUACAGCUUCAGUUACGACAUCGACUACGACGACGACGAACGUAACUUCUCAACAAAAGUUGGAAACUUCGAAUAAAAUGCUCAAUUUCCUCGCACAGUCCACGGCGGUUGACAGCAGUAACAAAAACGAUUCUCCACAGCUUGUCCCUGCUGUCAAUGGACCUUUAACUUCUGCAUCUCCCACUUGUCAAGUGCCUAUUUUACCAAGUGGUCAAGUUGUUCAAAGGGUACAGACUAUACAAUUAAGCUCCCAAAAACAACAACUGCUCACUAGCAAUCAGGCUCAAAUUCGAACUAUACUUGCGCGGAAAAGCAAUUCUCAGACAGACCAAGUCAUUUUAGCUAAAUUGUAUCAAGAGCAAGCACGAAUAUUAGCCAGUGGUAAAGUCAUUAGCAGUACUUCGCAUCCUGUUACAAGUGAGUCCGAAACCACAAUCAGCGUAAACGUAGUAUCCUCGACGACUUUAGGUAGUGUUGCUCAAACCUUGUCUAAAAGUCAAACAUCAACGGUUCAAACUCAGACUUCAUUAGCAAGUCCUACGACGACGACAACAGCAGCGACAUGUCAAAAUAUUAAUGUAACUACAUCAUCGUCUAGUAGCAUAUAUUUAUCAAAUAUUGCACAGGACCAGAACGCAAAGUCAGUAAUUCCAAUGAAACAAAUCCAGCAACAGCAGCAAGUUCAAUCUCAAACACAGAUUGACGCUGAGGUUGAAUCUACUACUACAAGUUGCCAAAUGUCUGUUCCGUCCAGCUCUAAUGCAGAAAAUUUCGGCGGCCCUAGAGAAAUUUUGGAAUCUCAACAACAAACGUUACAAUGCCAAGGCGAUGUUGUAGACGUUAAACCUUGUAUUCCAGCAACGACGAGUCCUGUUAUAAAACAAGAGUUUAACUCUCCCGUUCAGAUUCAAGCUCAAAAUGCCUCACCUGCAGGCCAGGUGGUGUCUCCUCGAAUGGCCGGUAGUAAAACAUUUCAGAAUACCCAGAACAAAUUAUUGAGUCCCGAUAAUCCGUCGACGACGUCAACAAGUCCAAGACAGGGUGUCAAAAGAACAUCGAGUUCUAGUCCUGUAUCACUCCGCCAAGUGAAUCGAACUGAUCUAUUCGAGCAGCAAUUAAAAAUUGAUCAAAAUGGUGCAACGAAUCCUGACGUAAAUACGCCUUUUCAAAGUAAGCGUGAUGCUUGUAAACGCCUUGUAAGAUAUCACUGUUUUAACGAGCAAGUGCUCAGUUCAAAGGAUUUGGAAAAAGCUGACGAAAUUUUUGAAGAAACGGCAAAGCAUUUAUUGAGCAAAUUUAAUUCUAUGAUGAAUAAGUACACUUACCUUUUAAUAAUGGAAAGCAUGCGUGAGACGAGGACAUCCGAACUUAUGAUGAUCGACCGAAUGAUCGUAAAUGAAGAGCAAGUUACUUUGAAUAGGUUGCGUGAGCAAGAGGCCAAGGUGUUAGUCGAUGAGAAGCUGUUGGUGCCAAAACUCGAGCCGCUUUCAGAAGACACGGAUAUGCCUGAAGUAGAAAUGAUGAGUAAGGAAGGCUCAGCUGAAGUUAAACUUGAGCUUGGGAUGGAGGUAGGCGUAGGCGUAGGCAAAUCCGCCGACUACGACGAAUGGUUAGAAAUUCAAAAAGAACUAGGCGUAUACACGUCGACGGAGUUGGGGCUGGCCGGAAAGUGUUCUCGUAAGUCGAGCAGGGCACGUGCUAAUGGCGAAAACCGUUUAGAAAAUAGCGAGGCAAGUGCCUCUGAGCUGGAGCGCGACCUGCUCGAGGAUACAGAAAGCCUUGACGGACUUGCUCUAUAUGCACAGGCCCAGUGCCCUGCUCGGGCACAAUCUAGCGAGCGUAAUUCGAAUCCUGAGGAUAACGACGAUAUAACGGCUCAGGUACAGUCGGCCAUUGACAGCAUUCUUAGUCUAAAGAAGCGGCCACAAACGGCGGGUAACAGCCAGAGUACUCAAGCUGAGGCAAAUGAUAAGCUACUCGACCAAGCAGUACGUAGUAUAAUGGGCUCGUGACCCUCCUCUAGUAAAGUUUAUUAAAGUCGAUCUCUAUCUGGGCCUUGCGCCUUCCACCUCGUGCGUCUCGCUCCUUAUUCUUGGAUAAGUUCAAGCUGCCCAAGCAAGGGGCACAUUUCAUGCAUCAAUAUAGAUUCUCUUUUUUAAUGAUGCCGACCUGUAAUACAGCUUGAUAAAUAGCAAAUAGCGCAGUCCCCGCGUCGCGCAAGGCCUUCUUUUGUACAAUGGCCUUUAUUUUAGCAGCUAUUCAUGUGAUUAGAUAGCUAAAUAAUCAACUCGAAUAUUUUCUUCGACUACUUUGUAAUGUAAUUUUGUAAAAUUUUAUAUAUUUAAGAAUCAUUUAUUCCAAAUAAGUCACAUCACAUUAGUAUGUAACGUAAAAUGCAUAUUUAAAGCAGAAUACCAAUACUUGCUACGACAAGUACAGAUGAAUUGGUGAAUUGUACAUAUGUUUUUAAUGUGUAUUAUCAUAUUAGAUUAUUAUGAUUACGACUAUUAUUAUUAUUAUAUAAUUUACCAUUAUUGUUAUCGAGAUUCAUUCUCAGAAUAAUUGUAAACUGCUAUAAUUGUACAUUUUUUCUAACGCACUUGAACAAUUUCCGGGAAAUUAGAAUAAAGACCGGCAUCAAGUGCUGCAGAGUGAGAAAAGUUAGAGAUCAUUAGAAUAUUGUGAAACUGCGUUGGUUAAGAAAAAUGGGAGAACAAGACAAAUUAAACUAGUCGAAGAACAUAACUCAUUCUUGAAAAUUUUUUAUAUCAACAUUUAGUAUUGCACAUAUACAAUAGAUUGAUAUUUGAAGCUGCCAUCAUUUUAAAAUUAUUAAAGGUCAACAUUUCCAUUAAUUUUUUUUCAAACAUCAAUUUAUAAAGCAUAUUGGCUUGAUUUUAUAUUUUAUUAAAUAUUUUUCAAGUUUAGUCUGGUAUAUCAAUAACAUGAGUUAAGGAGUCUAUAAAAAUCUCAAGUUUUGCAAAAGAUAAUUUACAAGUUCUCGAGUGGUUUAAGCGUCUUGUUAGAUAAACGUUUUCAUUUAGUAGAUUAAUUUUGAAAGUAACGUUUGCAGAAAAUACGUGUGCGGUGAAAGGAUACUCUUUAUAGUUUUAAUAAAACUUUCAAUCAAGGUUUAUUAAGCGGGUUCGCGAGAAUUUAUUUAUUACAAUUAUUUUAAAUGUAAAUUAUUGUGUCACUCUAGCGCAUUAAUGAUCGCUUGGAGUUGAUAAGUUUUUAAUCGAAUAAGCGUUUAUCGCGUGUGAUUUAUACUGGACCUAGUAAGUUUCGAAUGAUUGAAGGUUUAUUUUCUAAGAGCUAGUAGGCAGAGAUAAAGGCAGGGUAGCCGGUGAGCAAACGAUGCGCACACUCACGCUUGGCUCAGCCCUCGAUGUACACAGUGUACAAAGAAUAUUCUGCUAAAUAAAAAUAAAACUUGAGCAAGACUGACGUAUAUACCGAUAAUGAAAUGCAAAAUACUUGAUGUAAUUAAGAAAUGAGUACCGUUCAUUUGUACAUAAUAUUUAAUUACUCUCUCGAAGGCGGUGUGACUUAUUACUUUCUAAAUGCGAAAAAUUUGACUGUAAAAAUAGUACUUUAGUUCCUCUCAACCAUUUUACUUAACAGGCUUCAUUUGUUUCGCCUACGCAAACGCAUACACUCAGUCAAUUUAGGCUUAUCCAUUCAUUGAUUUUAUAUCAGAAACACAAUUGCAAAAUCGAUUCUCGCACUUUUUGGUGAUGUUUUACAAAAGCGUCAAUCGAUAAAUUGUGAAUAACUGCAUAAUCGAACGGUAUAUAAUUCAAAUUACUUGACAAGGCUGUUAUGUUCCUAUUAGAUGCAAAACAAUUUGACCGAUACUGUUAUCCUAUUCUUGUUGCACAAGAUAUUGCGGUAUUUUAUUUCUCAUUCGUACAUUGCAUUUCUACUAUUUAUGAUAAUGAAAACAAAAUACUUUUAAUCCGUACAUAUUCCAAUGCGAAUCGAUACGUUUUACGCGGUACAAACGUCUUGUAGCAAGAAAUCAAGCGAAUAAAUAUCAAAAGAAUACCGCAAAUUUGACUUAACUUUUGUGUCUCAAUCCGUUGUGUACAUCUGACAAAACAAAUUUUCAUAGCUAAAAGUACC
Nasonia vitripennis (jewel wasp) is the source of this 10040-nucleotide messenger RNA. RefSeq names its product formin-J. Lineage: Eukaryota; Metazoa; Arthropoda; Insecta; Hymenoptera; Pteromalidae. Gene Ontology annotation, biological process: positive regulation of DNA-templated transcription. The record is from RefSeq and is a predicted model, not a curated record. Gene Ontology annotation, cellular component: SWI/SNF complex. The transcript has 15 exons. Bases 1100 to 7927 code for a protein of 2275 amino acids.